CGAAGCGCAGCCGACAUGGCAUCCUCUUUCUUAAAUUCUGUUGACAGAAGAGACAGAGAUCGAGGAGGCAGAGACAGAGAUAGAGAUAGACAUCGACACAGUCGACGUGGCAGUCGUGACCGAGAAAGAGAAAGAGAUGAUUACAGACGGUCAAGCAGAAGAAGCCGAAGUCCACGUCAGAGCAGCCGACACAGUCGUAGUGGUGGAGACAGCACAGUUGUUCCUUUGCAUCUGAGACCAAGAAAACUCGACAACUGGGAUCGUCCCCCGGAAGGUAUGGAGGGCAUGACAGCUGAACAGGUGAAGCAAGCAGGUCUCUUUGUACUUCCUGCUCAAAUGGGUGGCCGUAUGGGUACUGGAGUUGAUCCUGGCCGUGCAGCUGUCAUUGGAGCUGCUGAAAGUGCCAACCCCGUUGCUGUCAAUGCGACAAUGGCACGCCAAUCUCGACGACUUUAUGUUGGGCAAAUUCCAUAUAACAUCAAUGAAGAAGCUAUUGGAGAAUUCUUUAACAGUACCAUGAUGCAGAUGAGCCUUGCAACAUCAGCGCCAGUCCUUUCCGUACAAGUCAAUCACGAUAAAAACUACGCUUUUGUUGAGUUUCACCACCCUGACCAAGCCACUGCAGCAUUGGCUUUUGAUGGCAUAUCUUUCCAAGGUCAAGCAUUGAAGAUUCGACGACCAAAAGAUUACCAGCCAGCCUUUGGUUACAAUGAAGCACCAGCUGUUCAUGUUCCUGGUCUUGUUUCUACAAAUGUUCCUGAUACACCUAACAAGAUAUAUGUUGGAGGACUCCCUACCUAUCUUAACGAUGAGCAAGUGAUGGAGCUUUUGAAGUCUUUUGGUGAACUUCGAGCUUUCAAUUUGGUCAAGGAUACACAAACUGGGCAAUCAAAGGGUUUCGGUUUUUGCGAAUACGUUGAUCCCAUCGUUACGGAUUUGGCUUGCCAAGGUUUGAACAACAUGGAACUUGGUGACCGAAAGCUCAUCGUACAGCGUGCCAGUGUUGGGUCUAAGGGAAUGCCCAUGGACACAGUAAUGCCGCUUUCUGCGCCAUACACAGUUACUGCUACAGGUGUUACUGAUCAAGAAGCCACAAAGGUUGUUCAAUUGAUGAAUAUGGUUACGCCUGAAGAACUUGAAGAUCCUAGCGAAUAUCAAGAAAUUUGGGAGGAUGUUCAAGAUGAAUGCUCCAAGUUUGGUGCUCUUGUUGAUAUGAAGAUCCCACGUCCUCAAGAAGGCAACGUUGUCCCCGGCCUAGGCAUGAUAUUUAUUCGUUAUGACAACACGGACGACUCUCUAACCGCCCUGAAAGCACUUGCUGGGCGCAAGUUUGCAGAUAGAACUGUACUGGCUUCUUUCUACGAUGAAUCAAAGUACGAAGCUGACGAGUUCUAAGCUCUCAUAUGUUUGAAAUUACUCUAUGUUGUGUUAUCAAGAAUCCCCAAAAACAAAAUACAUAAAAUUGGUUCAGUCAAAAACGAAUGAAUGGUCUGUAUUGACUGAAUGAAACGGAGAACAAGGGAGGUUUAGCUGUUGGGAAAGC
Umbelopsis ramanniana AG is the source of this 1543-nucleotide messenger RNA. RefSeq lists its product as uncharacterized. Bases 16 to 1395 code for a protein of 459 amino acids. Gene Ontology annotation, biological process: mRNA processing. The transcript has 7 exons. Lineage: Eukaryota; Fungi; Mucoromycota; Umbelopsidomycetes; Umbelopsidales; Umbelopsidaceae. Gene Ontology annotation, cellular component: U2-type prespliceosome; U2AF complex; nucleus. The record is from RefSeq and is a predicted model, not a curated record. Gene Ontology annotation, molecular function: poly-pyrimidine tract binding; pre-mRNA 3'-splice site binding.